AUGACCGUCCAACGUCUCAAUUCAUUUUUCGCCCUGUACGUCCCGCUUCAUUAUCCGAGUUUGAUGUUGAACGUCAACGCCAUGGUUCGUCGCGAACGAACAAUGCUACCCGAAUUACUUAUUCUUCUUGUUUUUAUACUCGACGGUCUCUUCUUUAAAAGGAAACAACUGGCUUCGAAAUUAACAUAUGAACGCGAGACGCAGAAAGUAGAAUACAAUCGGCAUGCUGUUCUUAUUCCCCCUGAUAUGUUGAUCUGCGGAACCAACGCUCAGAAACCGAAGUGCAUUCAUGCCGAGAUGUCGAACUUGGAGAGUGGUUGGAGGAGAAGGAACGCGACGGACGGUCUGUACAAGUGUCCGUUUGCCGUCGACCAAAAAGUAACGUCAGUCUUCGCGGAGGGUAGCCUGUACGCCGGGACGGUCGCCGAUUUCAACGGCAGGGAUUCCACACUGACGAGGUCGAUGGGCAACGCCGUUCCUCUCAUAACCAAGAGGCACGAUUCGUUGUGGCUGAAUCACCCACAAUUCGUCGGUUCGUUUGUAGAGGGAAGAGAAGUGUUUUUCUUCUUCCGAGAAGUUUCCGUAGAAAACUGCGAGAAGAUUUACCGUUCUCGAAUCGCCCGCGUUUGCACCGACGACAAGGGAGGCAGAACGAUACUGGACUCCAGCUGGACGACUUUUCUGAAGGCACGACUCGACUGUUCGUUCCGAGGGGAAUUUCCGUUCCGCUUUAACUACUUGCAGGACGUCUUGCGGACAGUCCGCGGAGGAAAGGUCUUCUACUACGCAGUUUUUACGACGGGAAAACACGAAAUACCCGCCUCGGCCAUCUGCCGUUUCGGCAUCGACGACAUAAUGGACAACUUUGAAAGAGGUCCGUUCUUGCGACCGACGGCGCCUUGGGGACGCAUCUUUGACGAGGACGUUCCGGACAACAGACCGGGCGAUUGUUCGGUCGACUCGACUCUACUCUCGUACGAAGAUCUAAACUUCGUGAAAUCGCACCCGUCGCUGUACAAACCUUUUCUUUACGCUCGUUCGACAAAACUACAGGUUGAAGACGUUGGCCGUUACUGA
This is a messenger RNA of Anneissia japonica, 1077 nucleotides long. RefSeq names its product semaphorin-1A-like. NCBI's taxonomy places the organism in Eukaryota, Metazoa, Echinodermata, Crinoidea, Comatulida, Comatulidae. Gene Ontology annotation, molecular function: chemorepellent activity; semaphorin receptor binding. The transcript has 2 exons. The coding region runs from base 1 to 1077 and encodes 358 amino acids. Gene Ontology annotation, biological process: negative regulation of axon extension involved in axon guidance; neural crest cell migration; semaphorin-plexin signaling pathway. The record is from RefSeq and is a predicted model, not a curated record.